UGGGAACUGCUGCAUGGGUCCACACUGCCUACAUCUGCCUGGCAGCAUACGGAUCUUUAAAUAGACUGCUAUUUUGAUGCAAAAGCAUAACACAGGCCCCUGAGGGCUUGAGGCACACUGGCUGGGAUUAAUGCGAGGGUCAAAUGGCCUGACAAACCUUAGGACACCCUGCGGUGGGUAUAUCUGAGGCAAAGAAGCCUGAGACCACUAUCACCUGUGCCAUUCGUUCUGCCCUGUUAACGCAGUGGUUCCGGACAGCUUUUUUGGAAAUAAUUUUUUUAGAGCUUUCUGUUGGAAGACUAAGAUUUAUUUUGAAAAACCUAAGUGGCUACAAGCUCCAGCUACUUUUUUUUUGGUUUGACUCUUUGUACCGUCUACUUUUAGAGGACUAGAAGUUGCAUCAUAACUUAGGUAAACUGCUGCGUCACCUCAGAGAACCCUGCAGAAAAAGCAAUGUCCUACACAUCCAAACUUCCCGCGUCCUGGAAUGAUAAACCACCUCCUCGGAAGGUCGAAAUUGACCUGAGUUCACCUGGAUUAGCAGUGUUUGAAUUGGAAAGACUCCUGUUUACUGGCAAAGCCAUCAUCAGCCAUGCAGAUGAAGUUUGGCCGAGGCUUUACAUCGGUGACCAGGACAGCGCAGAGAACCAAGCGGAUCUAUUCAAGCAUCGAGUCACUCACAUCCUGAACGCAGCCCACAGUAACCGCAGAGGGAAGCCAGACAUCUAUGACUCCAUGCAGAUCACCUAUAUGGGCAUAGACGCUCGUGAUUCCUGUGACUUUGACAUGAGCAUCAACUUCCAGGCAGCAGCAGACUUUAUCCACAGGGCUCUCAGCAGAGGAGGCAAAGUUUUGGUGCACUGUCACGUAGGAGUGAGCCGCUCUGCCACCCUGGUCCUGGCUUACCUGAUGCUGAAGCAGAACCUGACCCUCGUGGAGGCUAUUUGUGCUGUGAAAGAGAACCGGGGUGUCAUCCCCAAUCGAGGUUUCCUCCGACAGCUCAUCAAACUGGACAACCAGCUCUUUGGCAUACAUUAAAUGCUGCCUGGUGGCAUUAUUGUUCAGAUUUCAUGGGUCCAGACCUAGGAAAAAUAUGGAAAAGAUAGUUCUAGUAUAUUUCAUAAUGUUUAAAAGAGUAAAUGCACUGAUUUCAUUUCGUAGUUUUUGUACUACAUGUAUUGUUUUUUUUAAAAGGGACUUAACAGCAUCUAAUUAUUUCCUGGAUCAUGUUUUAAUUGUGUUUAAAAAAAAAAAAACUCAGUUCCUUCCACGCAGUGAUACAGUUGGCGGGUAUAGUUGGGUAGAAAGAAAAUAGUUCCUACAUGAAACUGCUCACAACAAGGUCUGUGGAUUAUCUUGAGUAACCAGCUCAUUAUUUCUGGAGAGAGACAUCACUGUUGAGUUUUUCAAAUGUAUUUUUUGCUCUUAGAGCACAACAAGCCGAGUGCCAUCUAGUUCCAUUAUGUUGGAGAGAAGGCAGACAUCUCUAUGGCAGAUAUCUCCAACACUGUGCAACUCACACCAAAACCAUCUAGAUUGAUAAAUAGUACUAAAGGUGAGAAGGAAAAGUAUGUACUUUUAAUUUGGGGGUGAACUGUCCCUUUAAGGUAAAACAUACUCAUAUUCUGUCAGUUUGUACAUGAGAAAUUAAUUGGAGUAUUACAUUAAAAACAUUUGAAUCCGAUUCAGCUUUUUGUGAAUGUCUGGCACUCAGUUCACACACCAGUGCUACUUAAACACCAAAACAGAAAUUGGGUGUCUAAUGUAACAGGUGGCAUGAGACAGAGUCUGGGCUGGAGACUGAUGAGUAACCAUUACU
Messenger RNA from Epinephelus fuscoguttatus (brown-marbled grouper), 1819 nucleotides. Its product is annotated as dual specificity protein phosphatase 26-like. Gene Ontology annotation, biological process: protein dephosphorylation; negative regulation of MAPK cascade. The record is from RefSeq and is a predicted model, not a curated record. Gene Ontology annotation, molecular function: protein tyrosine/serine/threonine phosphatase activity; MAP kinase phosphatase activity. Gene Ontology annotation, cellular component: cytoplasm. Bases 454 to 1038 code for a protein of 194 amino acids. The transcript is spliced from 3 exons. NCBI's taxonomy places the organism in Eukaryota, Metazoa, Chordata, Actinopteri, Perciformes, Serranidae.